This is a messenger RNA of Cutaneotrichosporon cavernicola, 300 nucleotides long. RefSeq lists its product as uncharacterized. The transcript is spliced from 3 exons. The record is from RefSeq and is a predicted model, not a curated record. NCBI's taxonomy places the organism in Eukaryota, Fungi, Basidiomycota, Tremellomycetes, Trichosporonales, Trichosporonaceae. The coding region runs from base 1 to 300 and encodes 99 amino acids.
AUGUCCUUCUUCCGCGGUACCAACCCCUCCACAGGCUCGCUGUCGGCGCCGAGCAUGCAGGCGCGCAAGGAGGAGGUCAAGCAGCAGAUCCAGCAGGAGCUUGCUGUCGCUAGCGCCCAGCAGCUCGUCACCAAGAUGACGGAGAACUGCUUCGCCAAGUGCGUCACGCGCCCCGGCCCCUCCCUCGCGGGGUCCGAGGAGCGCUGCCUCUCCCAGUGCAUGCAGCUGUACAUGGCGGCAUUUGACAAGAUCUCGCAGACCUACGUCACGCGGAUCAGCAAGGAGGGCCGCAAGCAAUAG